Molecule: messenger RNA, 2438 nt
Organism: Frieseomelitta varia
Lineage: Eukaryota; Metazoa; Arthropoda; Insecta; Hymenoptera; Apidae
Gene: Ipk1
Product: inositol-pentakisphosphate 2-kinase
Exons: 9
Coding region: 140-1930 (596 amino acids)
Biological process (GO): inositol phosphate biosynthetic process
Cellular component (GO): nucleus
Molecular function (GO): ATP binding; inositol-1,3,4,5,6-pentakisphosphate 2-kinase activity
Source: RefSeq, a predicted model, not a curated record
GAAACAAAACAAAACGGACGACUUUCCAAGAGUAAGUAAGAACAGCUCUGGGCAGUCUAUUUGACAUUAUUUCGAUAUUUAAACUUCGUACAAGUUCACAUACAUUGGAAUAUGAACUACAACGAAUAAAGAUAGAAGAAUGCGAAUCAACGAAGGAAAUCCUGUAGCGACCAGUACUCUUUCUUCAGAAUCGAUGACCACUUCCAUCAGAAGCUUGGAUGAUGAUCCUACGACGUCGCCAAAAUCUUCUCUUCCUUUAUCUACGUUAUUUAUCGAGGACUGUGUUUACAGAGGAGAAGGAAAUGCUAAUGUUGUUAUUGCACUUCCACAAGAACGCAAAGUAAUUCGAUUUCGGAAAUCGCUGCCGAACGCUGUUUCAUCAGAUAGCGGCAAAGAACGAAUCAAACAAGAAGUGGAAUUCGUGAAAUUUGUGGCUUUCUGUUUUUUGGGCCAGUACACGCAAAUUCCCGAGAUCCUUCGUUAUGAUGCGAAAGACAUAGCUAAACUUUCAGAAGCUAUUCGCACUCUUCGAUCAGAUAAACGACGUAAUAAGGAAAUUAUGGAGACAUAUGCCACAAAAUUUCCAGAUUAUACGUUCCUUCCAAUAAAAUUCGAUACUAUUAAUUUUCGAACUAGAAAAACGUUCUGUGUCGAAAUUAAACCAAAACAAGGCUAUUUGCGAGAUAUCGAUCGAAAAUUUCAAAAGUGUCCUUACUGUCUGACACAGUAUUACAAGUUAAAGAAGAAGAUGAUUACAUGCCGUAGCAGUUAUUGUCCGUUUGAUCUCUUUUCGGGAGUGGAAACACGUAUGAAAUCAGCAUUGAAAGGAUUGCUAAAAUCACCACAGAAUAAUCUCAAGAUUUUUAAAGAUGGUGUUAUAAUUUAUGACCAAGAAUCAAAUUCAAGCGAUCUUGAAUGUGUCUUAACAGAAUGGUUUUGCAAUUCUAUUAAUUCUGCGAAUAAAGGAUACAUUGAUAAAUUCUGUAAUUUAAUUUGUACUGUUCUUUUACGUCCAUUUAUUUCCGAAGAAUUUAAGUUUUGUACAUUUCCUACAUAUGAAUUGUGCACAUCUAUCGUUGAACAAGAUACGAAGACGACCACAUACAUUAAUCCAGAUCUAAUAGCAAAAGCUAAGAAAUUAUUAUAUUUUGCUGGAGAGAUGUGUAACUUGAAAGCGGAAACAUUACCAAAUAAUUCGGUACUAGAACGAAUACUUAAUAUGCAAAGGUUACCUUUCGUUAGUUCAGAAUACGUUUAUAAUACAUAUUUAAAGUUUCAUUCAUGGUUAACUGACGAUAUUAUCUAUUCUAAUUUAAUAAAUACGAUCAAAUUUAAUGAAUAUCGAAUAUCUUAUCUCAAACAAAAUAAAUCAUUAAAUCAAGUGGGAAGCCCUCUAACAUUAAAACAAAUUCAUAUACAAACAUGUGCCAAAAAUACUACAACUUCUAACAAAUCAAACGUUAAUGACGAUUCUAUUGGCAACAAACAUAUUAAUGAACCUAACGAAAAUUUUCUUAUAUCGAAAUCAAUUUUAAUUCCAAUUGAAAAAAAUAAUUUUCGCUACAAUAAUGUAAUAAACAACGAAGAUAAAGUACAUUAUAAUGAAAGAGAAACAUAUUUUUAUGUAAAUACUGAAAGUAUAUUAUGCUUGCAAAAUUACCUCUUAUUUUCAUGUGCUAGAGAUUGUUCGAUAUUGAUGUCAUUUCGAGAAAUAAAUCCGAAUACCAUAUCAUCUACCAUCGAUGAUAAUAUAGUACAACUUCCGGAUGGACUUAGCUUUGUUUACAAUAUCAGAAUUUCUGAUAUAGAUCCAAAAAGCUUACAUUGCAUUGAAAAACAUCGCCAACGAGAUAUUGAUGUUUUAAAUUCAGUAAUAUCUCUUCUAGAACAAGAAUUUAUAAUUAAAAAUCAAAAUUCAUUUGAAAAAUGAUUACCGUAAUAAUAAUUUUCAAUCAAGACUUUGUUCUAUAAUGUUCCUAUAUUUCAUAUCUUCUAAAAGUAUAGAAAUUAUAUAGUUCAAAUAUACGUACAUAUCUCUUCGUAUGGAAAAUACACAGAGUGUUCGCAUUAUUUUUAUCCAGCAUUUUUUUCAGAAAUGGUAAACAAGAGAAAAAAAUGGCAGUGGACAAAGUUGUAUGGUUUGCAAACGUACAUAAAUAAUAACUGUAAAUAAUAAACCCUCUCGAUAGUGAUUUCAAUUCAUUGUUUGAUUCGUGUCUGCUAUUCAGUAUUCUUACAAUUAAGUAUAUCGUUACAAUUAGGUAUAUCGUCGUGAUAACUUCUGUGCAAUUUAGCAAAUAUUCUAGAAUUCUGUUGAUCAAAUGAAGAAUUUAUUCAGAUAUUCAAAAGCAUCAUUUUUUAAAUAAAAGAUCAUCAUGAGAAAGACAUUCAAAAGCAUUAUUUUUUUUAAUAAGAAAAGAGUUUCAAUAAUCAUUUUA